AUGUCAGAUUCAAUUGAUAUAACAGAUGGAAAUCACAGGACUGCAAAAUUUGUGGCACUUCUAUUUUUUAUUAUUUUCAUAUUUUAUGGUAUUAUAAGUAAUACACUAAUGGCUGCUGUAUUAUUCUGUAAAGAACAAAGCAAACAUUAUAGUCGUGAAUUUAUUCUUAUCACAUCACAACUGAUUAUUUCUGAUUUGACAACUUUUAUUCCACAAAUAGUUGUUGUUUUACCUGAAAUAUUAACUGCUAGAAACAAUUCAUAUGUGAAUGAAACAACGUGGAUUAAUCACUCAUUCUCAACUUUCAAUACUUUUUCACUUUUUUCCGUACUUCAUUUUUCAUUUCUAUUAACACUGAAUCGUUUUGUGGCACUAAUUUUACCAAAAUAUUAUUCGCUUUUCGAGUCAAUAAGGCUAUAUUAUGUGUUCGCUUUUGUAUGGUUAUCAGCUUUAGCAAUUACAUCGGCCGAUUUUUAUUAUUGCACCAGACGAUUUCUUAUAUGGAACUUAAGUUGGGAAGGAAAUUGUGGAAAAUCUGGUGAAAUAGGCGAUAUAUGGUGGAGAAUACGUUAUGUUUGGGCAUUGUGUAUACCUAAUAUAAUGUUUAUUAUGUAUAUCGCAAUAUUUUGCAACAUACGUCAUAAACGUCAUAUUACGAUAAAUAGUAAUAAAAGUGCCAGACGUGAAAGAAAUGCAGUGAAAAUUCGUCAUUAUGAAUGGUCAAUGUUAGUUCAAGCUGCAUGGCAUUGUGGCACAUUGGAAAUUGGCAUGAUUCUUUUUAACUUUUUGCCACCCAUUUUAACUAAAUUUUUCAGUCAGGAAGUUUGUUUAGCAGCAAGAAUUUUCUUAAACUGUUUUGUUUUAUUUAGUUGCGCUCUAUUGCCAACUGUAUAUUUCAGUUACAAUAAGGAAUCGCGUAAUAUCAUAAAAUAUCAUUUAUAUAAUUGGUUACAAUUUAGAAUUGGACGGUUAAGAAAUAUAGUCAGUAAAGAAAAGACGACAUUUGCGCCUGUAACGAUACUUUUAGAUGAAGUGACCCGGUCAACAUGUUUCUGGACAGAGUUAAGAUCAAGCUAA
Molecule: messenger RNA, 1077 nt
Organism: Brugia pahangi
Lineage: Eukaryota; Metazoa; Nematoda; Chromadorea; Rhabditida; Onchocercidae
Source: the annotation of a GenBank genome assembly